GGUUGGUACAUACACUGUUGAUGUAUCCAGAGGGUCAAAUUUUAUGGAUGUGAAGUCCUCGCUACUAGCGACCUUGCAAACAGAGUCAGGUGGAUAUGACAUUAAGCUUUGGUCAUCCCUUGACCUCCAACACUUGGAAUACACGUCAAACUCAGCCCCAACGCUCUUUGCUAUGGUGGGGGACGGGGACAGCCACGUGGUUGAUGCGAGCGUCACUGCUACAGUCACGGACUCAGCCCAGAACACCGCCGUCCUGGUCAUGCGCGAUGAUGGCACAGGAGCCGAUGUCACGGGCAACGAUGGCGUGUACUCGGCCUACCUUAUAGGCCUAUCUCAGACUGGAAGUGCCAGCGUCCAGGUUGCAGCGAAUGACAACGGCGGUUCAGCCAAACUGGUGACGGCGACCAGACGUGCAGCUCCGGUCAAUCCUGCUGUGGGAGCCAGAUCACCUUCCAGACUAACCUCCCUUCUGCCGGCACCUUCACCCUCACUUCGGAGAACGCAGGUGAAGUGACCGGAACGAUACCCCAAA
Molecule: messenger RNA, 532 nt
Organism: Penaeus vannamei (Pacific white shrimp)
Lineage: Eukaryota; Metazoa; Arthropoda; Malacostraca; Decapoda; Penaeidae
Source: RefSeq, a predicted model, not a curated record